AUGGAGGAUCUACGUGGAGCAAGCGUCCAAACGCCUGCACUCGGUGGAGACUUUCCAGGGCCAUCAAGGGAAAUACAGCAGCACGAAGCAAAUUUAGAGAGGCAACUCAGAGAGAUGCGGCAACGCGAAGAAAACUUACAAAGGCAGCUGAGGGAUACUCAGCAACGUGAAGAAAACUUACAAAGGCAGCUGAGGGCGACACAGCAACGCGAAGAAAACUCGCAAAGGCAGUUGAGGGAGACACAGCAACGCGAAGGAAACUCACAAAGGCAGCUGAGGGAGAUGCAGCAACGUGAAGAAAAUUUGCAAAGACAGCUGAGAGAAAAAGACCAGGAAGUAAAUGAACUAGAGUUAAGUCUUUCCUUAGCUCGGCAAACAAUAAGUGAACAGCAACAACAGGAAACAUGCGAUUGGGUCAUUUCCCGUGAUGAAAUUCAAAUGACCAAUAAAUGCCUUGGCAGAGGAGGCUGGGGAAGUGUUUAUGAAGGCGUGUAUUGUGGCUGUACUGUAGCAGUAAAGCAAAUUCAUGAUCUGAUUCUCUCCCCUCAUAACAUACGUCUUUUUGAGAGAGAAAUGAAUAUUGCAUCCAAAUGUCGCCAUCCUCACUUGCUUCAGUUUAUCGGCGCCACUAACGAUGAAGGAAACCCUCUGUUUGUGACCGAGCUGAUGGAGAAAAGUCUGCGAGCUCUGUUAGAACAGCGACAACUCGCCGAAAUAGAAGUAUGCGUAAUUUCUGUGGAUGUAGCCCGAGCAAUUAACUACCUUCAUCAGAAGAAACCAGAACCAAUCAUUCACCGGGAUGUGAGCAGUGCUAAUGUGUUGCUAUGGCGACAGGGUGACCAAUGGAGAGGCAAAGUGUCAGAUUAUGGCACUGCUAAUUUCAUGCAGCAGACCAUGACAGUAGCUCCUGGAGCUAUGAUUUACAGCGCACCUGAAGCACUUACAUCAAACCAAACAGUCAAGGUUAGUUUUAGCGAAUUUAGAAUUUUUCUAUUCAGCACUGGUUCAUCAUCCCCUUCAGACUUCAAAGAGACGCAUUGAUGCAGUUAUCUUGAGCGCGUAGCUACUUUAAGGCCAGGUUGUUCGUUACUCACACGAAAGAAACCCUACCCCACACCUAGGCAUGUAAUUAGAAGCAGAAAAAUAAUGUUGAACCCGAAUGCCCCUGUGCAGUGUGGAAUGGCAAUAUCCCUUGCUGCUUGUACUGCUUAAGCCCCGGUCAAUCGGUGGUAGCGGUGAUUUCUUAAACCAUUACCAGUUGAACUCAAAUGUUUAUGGCUCCAUUAUUAUGGUCGCUUUCAGGUGUUUAUGCCACGAGAAAACAAACUCAAGCUACAAGCGUCUGUUGUGAUUUAAAUGUUUCCCAUUAGUUCUUCAGUUAAUCAUACUGGCGACUACGCAAAUAAAACUGAUAGAGUCGAACCGCCUCAUUGAGAGAGAGAGUGACGUCCCCGCUUAGGAAGCUGACCAUUAUAAUAUAUUCUCAGUGGGGCCAUCCAGAAAUAAUGUCAGUAAUGCUUUAAGCAAUAGAAAACGUUUCCGUGUUUGCAUAGCCCGAUAUAAACACGAGAGGGGUUGGGAGAAUUCGAGACAGUUAUGCAAACCCGAGACGAACUCGAGGGUUCCUGUCGAGAAUAGCCUGAGUAUCAGGCGUUUCUGGGGGAAAAGGGGAAAGAUGGAAACGAAAAAGGGAGGGAGCUGAAGGAGAGAAACGCCUGACACAGAUGCUUUUACUGGAACCUUCCACCCCCACACAGCAUGAUUCGAUACUAUCCAAUCAAAAUCACAUCCGGUCAUUGAGUUGUCAGCUUCACGUGUCAAAACGCUCGCCUAAAAUAAAUCUCACCAUACGGUCUGGCCGAGCUCUGGUGUCUGUGUUGCGACGAUUUCGCUUUUUCUGAAACCUCCAAUGAGGAGUUUUCGAAUACUUGUAAUGGAAAAUUUGCCGUUUUUGAACAUGUUUUGUAACAUGUUUUAGGAAUUGUGCUAAUGUAAGACCGCCAACGCUCUGUUUGUAAAUAAACGUGUGGCCCGAAAACUGUAAACUGCUUUUGUUUACAGAGUUACAACAGCGGCGCUCAUUAAUAAGCAGGUUCCCGAGAAUCUGGCAGCUAAUGAGCUGCUGUAGAUCAGGCCGAAAAUCGUCCGAGAGAAAAUCUAAAGUCAAGCUAAAGCCUUGGUGCUGUCGGGUAUUCUCAAUACAUGGCUACCUCGCUCUAAUUUUAUUUACAGUAACAAUACCCUUUUAGCGGCAGGAUGUUGUAAAUCAAAACUUAGAUAUCUGAAGCACUGAUAUCGUCUUCUUUGUCCUGGUCUUGUGAAACCAAUACUCGGACAUAGUUUCGGCAGAAGCUGGUAUAUGAGGCUUUUCCAUACUCCGAGAACAUCUUUCCUUUAACUACGAGGCUUUGAAAACAUAAUUCUUUCUCGGGUUUUAUUUUUAUUCCCGGAAAGAACUUGAGAGCGCCCUCUAGAGUCUCUUUGAAUUCCUCUCUGCGUCUCUAUCCAUAAAAUUACCACAUGAAAUCAUAACACUCUGCUCGUGUUUACUUGCGGUCGGUGACGUCAGGGCGUAUUGUGUGUUAUCCAAUCACUGCCACAUCCAGAAUCUGGAUGUGUCACACGAUGUGCUGAAUGGUUUUGUGUCAGGCCUUCCUUUCUCUUCUCCCCCCUCCCCCCUCCCCCAUCAAAAAUCUCCUCUCCCCCAUCCCCUUAGGAAGGCCUGAUACUCAGGCUAUGUCGAGAAUUCUCCCAACCCCUCUAGUGUUAAUAUCAGGCUAUGCAAACGCAGGAAAAAAGUUUUCUAUUGCUUUUAUAAUAUAACUUUCCCGAGGAAAACGCAAAACUCUUUGUUAUGGCACUGAUUAAAAGAGAAAUUCUUACCAGUCGCAAAGUCUUGUGCACGAAGCCUUGCACGCGUAAUCAGUUCUUGUUUUGCAAAAAGAUGCCAUUCAAAGUACGGAUUUUUCUCGCUUAAACUGUCAGCUUAAGCGAAAAAAAAUUGACACACCCGGCCUUCUUUGUAACGUUUUUCCAAGUUUCAGCCGACGGAGGAAUGGGUAAAUAAAGGAAACUUGUCGAGUUUUGAACUCGAAAACGUUUUCAAAUUCACGCUUGCGUGAUUAGCGCGCGAAAAGCAAAACAUUUUGAAGCCACGACCAUGUUUACGGUAUUUAGUAUUGUAUACCCUAAAGAAGGCAGCAUUGCCGAAACGUCAGUUAAGAUUCUUAUGAUAACAGCGUCAGUUUUACAAUUUUUAAAUUUACAUGGUUACAUACUCAUGCAAACACUCCUCUCGGCCAAUCAGAGCGCGCGUACUAUCUUUACAGGCUCAGUUCGAGGCGGUAGGGGAGGGUAGCUCCUUCUCGAUAGCGACAAUCACUGACAAAAGUUUCUGUACAUUUGUCUUAACGUGCGCUUUUAUGAACAAUUUCUUGAAGUAAACCAUACAACUUAAAAUUCCAAUUCCCCUGGGUAUUACAUUCAUCCCAAGAGAAAUCGAAGACAAUGGUUAUGCAAAAUUCUGUGAGGUAAACAUGGUGUAUUAUGGUCUCGGUGGAAAGAGUGAAUCAGGAGGGGAGCGCUUAUUAACUUUCCUCCCUACAGGCCGGGCGAGGCUGGGCGCUUAAUUGAGUAAAUACGGUAUGAUCUAGACUUUGCAUUCCUUUAUCUACUGAAUUUGCUAAGAAACAGUCAAAUGGAGACGUGAACUUACCCCCCCCCCCGAAAUUUGCAUAAUUCUUCAAAUCAUACUCAGCUUCAUCAAAUAAUUGCUAAAUAACCAAAGGAAUAUCAAAAAUGACGCUGAGUGGUGGGUAUAUACUGGAAGUAGUAUAAUAGAAUGUUCUAAGGCAAAUAACGACAAAUAAUCUGUGUAUUGUUUAUAGGUUGAUGUUUAUACCUUUGGUGUGCUUCUUUGUGAAAUGUGCAUCCGCGAACUUCCAGAUCCGAGAAGACGUGAACAGCAAGUUCUAAUGAUGACGAAUCGCGCCCUAAGAGGCCUGGUACGGCGAUGCCUGCAGACAGAUCCUGGAGCGAGACCAACCAUGCAGGAGAUAAUCGAUGAAUUAUCGAGAGCUGUGUAA
Messenger RNA from Porites lobata, 4085 nucleotides. NCBI's taxonomy places the organism in Eukaryota, Metazoa, Cnidaria, Anthozoa, Scleractinia, Poritidae. The record is from the annotation of a GenBank genome assembly.